AUGGCUAUGAGUCAAGGCAAAGGGUAUGGAACGGAGGAUGGACUUGAUGGCAAGAGCAUGGGAGACACAGGGCAAAUCUACAGUGAAGCUCCCAGGCCAGGCUGCCAACAGGUGUUGGAGGAUGACACAUGCAUGCGUUGGAUUUUCUUUAGUUCUAUCGAUGGACUUGAUGGCAAGAGCAUGGGAGAUAUAGGGCAAAUCUACAUGGAGGACUAUGACAAGAAGACUGGGCAAGGAGAAGAACUCGGAGAAUCUUGCUGGCACGCAGGCAAGAUAUGGCCAAUAUCUCCAGGAUCUCUGCAGGACAAUGUGGGUAUGGCAGGCAUGGAUGGCACAGUCAAGACCAGCAUGCGAUCCGAUGUUUUCGGCCUACUACCACUACACCUCGGCAAAUCUUCUCCGGUCGAGGCCUACACGGACUAUGGAUGUUUGGAGACAUAG
Molecule: messenger RNA, 441 nt
Organism: Letharia columbiana
Lineage: Eukaryota; Fungi; Ascomycota; Lecanoromycetes; Lecanorales; Parmeliaceae
Exons: 2
Coding region: 1-441 (146 amino acids)
Source: RefSeq, a predicted model, not a curated record